Malus domestica (apple) is the source of this 1500-nucleotide messenger RNA. Its product is annotated as protein CHROMOSOME TRANSMISSION FIDELITY 7-like. Gene Ontology annotation, molecular function: protein-lysine-acetyltransferase activity. NCBI's taxonomy places the organism in Eukaryota, Viridiplantae, Streptophyta, Magnoliopsida, Rosales, Rosaceae. Gene Ontology annotation, biological process: mitotic sister chromatid cohesion. The record is from RefSeq and is a predicted model, not a curated record. Gene Ontology annotation, cellular component: chromatin; nucleus.
GGGCAGAAGCCCCAAAUAAAUUUGCAAGGCUACAUAAGUUAGGCGGGAAAACUGACUCAAUCCCACUAUUUCUGCGCGCCAAAAGCAAAGUAAAUGACGAUGGAAGGGCAACGAACUCAGAUCGAAUUCAAAUCAAAUACGAAGCAUUCAUGAAAUGCAAUCAAAGAUCAGUGCCUUCUUCAAACCCUCCUCCUCCUAUUCUUCUUCUUCUUCACCCAAACCAGCAGCCCCACCUCCGAUUGUUACCGGCGGAAACGACGACGAAUUGACCGUCUGGGAAAAGACGCAGCACCAAUACUGCAACACCUAUAAGCGAAGAGCUCCAAACCCGCAAAGUAGUGGAAGGGACAAAAGUUCAGUUCAAUUGCCGGAGAAACCCAUUUCGGAUGAUAAUUCCAGGAAGCCGGAAUCGACCACAUUGGGAAGAACAGUGAUCAAGAACAAGAAGAGAAGCUAUGCUCAGUUCUAUUUAGACUUUGGUCAGUCUGAUUUCAAUUUGCACACGUGCUCCACGUGCGGGGUCAAGUAUACCGCCGGAGACGAAGGCGAUGAGAAGGCUCACAAGGCAUUUCACAAGGACUAUACCAAUGGAAUUCCAUUCAAGAUUUUGCAGGGAUGGUGCAAUGAGAGGGUUGUUCAUCUGCCUUCUGUUGAAGGAGGUCGGAUUGUUUUGGUGUUAGAUUCUGAUCCUCCGGCGCAGAGAAACAAGGUCGGGGAAGUUGUGAAAAGGAUGGAGACUGAGCUUGGAAAUGGAUGGAUUUUGCACAAGUUGUGUAAGGUAUAUCUGUACAUUUUGUCUCAAAGGGUUGCUGGAUGUCUAGUUGCGGAACCAAUAAAAGAAGCACACAAAGUGCCUUCAUGUGCAGUCGAUGGAAGUUCUGAUGGUACUACUACGCAUGAAGCUAAAUUAUCUACUCUCCAAUUUGGGGAUAUCAGGUUUCAGAGGGAAGUCAGGAAAAAAGCCCAUUUUGCACCCGAAGCAUUGAAUGAGAAUCUCAAUGGCGCUCUAUUCUGCGAAAGGGAAGCAGUGCCUGCUGUCUGCGGCGUUAGAGCUAUUUGGGUCACUCCAUCUAACAGAAGAAAACACAUAGCCACCCAGUUAUUGGAUACCCUGAGGAAAAGUUUCUGCAUGGGAUUUGUCCUCGAACGCUCUCAACUGGCAUUCUCUCAACCAACAUCGGCUGGAAAGGCAUUGGCGUCCAAUUAUAUUGGUGGUGGUGGAUAUUUUCUGGUGUACAAAACCAACCAUAUUGUCCCAUGAAACACAGAUAUCUGUGACUGCGUCCAUGUCUACCAUGAGUUUCAUUUCUUUAAAAACAAUCUUGACAUGUCCGUUUACAACACGAUAUUGUAAACUACUCUUGUUUAUGAGAAGGGGAUUCAAACUCAGGUGCAGACUGGGUUCGUAUCUUAAUUAUAAAAAACAUGUACAUCGGUAAUUCCGUAAUUUGAUAUAAUCAAAUACAAUCAGUGUUGUGCUAGAGCACCAAAUGGAACAAA